This is a messenger RNA of Paralichthys olivaceus (Japanese flounder), 4242 nucleotides long. RefSeq names its product sema domain, immunoglobulin domain (Ig), transmembrane domain (TM) and short cytoplasmic domain, (semaphorin) 4Bb (gene sema4bb). NCBI's taxonomy places the organism in Eukaryota, Metazoa, Chordata, Actinopteri, Pleuronectiformes, Paralichthyidae. The record is from RefSeq and is a predicted model, not a curated record. Gene Ontology annotation, cellular component: plasma membrane. Gene Ontology annotation, molecular function: chemorepellent activity; semaphorin receptor binding. Gene Ontology annotation, biological process: semaphorin-plexin signaling pathway; neural crest cell migration; positive regulation of cell migration.
CUCCUCAGUGUGGGUUCAGCAGCGUGUGCAGUGGGAGGAGCUAAAGUUUGGAGGUUUGAGGAGGAGGAGGCUCGUCUGCUCCUCACGCGCACGGAGGAGGAGGAGGAUGGUCUCCACGCUUACAAUCAGUGCUACGAAGCAGCAGAGGCGCACUUUAAGGAUUUUAAUCUUGGUUUUGACUCGUUUUUCCCCGUCAGUCUCGGUUGUAAGCGGCUCCACGGACGUGUGAUCAGCGUGUCGGGUGUGAGGGUGUCGGCUCUGAGGCUGAAGCUCCGGGUUCCAGGUUUCACACCUUUCACAACGAGGACACACGAGAAGCGGAGUAACAUUUGAAAUCAGCACAUAUCUCUUGUUGUUACAGGAGCAGUCAUACUCUGCCUCAACAUACAUAUCCAAAAUGACUUUUACUAAGUGGCCACUGGUCGGAGCUUAGCACUGAUCCAUCGCAGAGCUACUACGAGUGGAUGAAAACCAGCAGCUUUUAAUCCAGAAAGGAUUCCUCUUCUCUGUGAUAAGAGUCUACUAACUGUGUGUAAGGACCACUGGGAGUACAACAAUCAAGUCAAGGACACGUUCCCUCGCCCCCCCUCCCCUCAUCCUACAGGAAGAUGAGAGUGAAAAAAUAAAGCUCUGAAGUCCAGGAGCUUAAUGAAAACCAAAGAAUCUUAGCAAGUAGCGUGCAUUUGUUUAUGUCUGUGUGAGAGGAUCCAGUAACCAUGUGGACGCUAGCUGUGACUGUCCACUCUCUCCUCGCUGCUGUGCUAUUAUUGGCCGCCUACUUCCAAUCAGGGAUGGCCACGGAGGAUGAUGUCACACCGCGCAUCAGUUUCCCGUACAACGCAAAGGAAAGGUCGGCCAAGAGAUUUUCUGCGGACGGCGUCUUCAAUUACACCUCUCUGCUGCUCAGCCAGGAGGACGACAUGCUGUACGUCGGAGCCAGGGAGGCGCUGUUCGCCCUCAGCCUCUCGGACAUCAGCAAGACCAAGCUGCAGAAGAACCUGACGUGGGGCACUCCUGCUGGAAAGAGAGAGGAGUGCAGCUUCAAAGGGAAGAACCUGGAGACUGAUUGCUUCAAUUACAUCAAAAUUCUUCUUCGGCUGAACAGCACUCAUCUCUAUGUGUGUGGCACCUUUGCUUUCAGUCCGAUCUGCACCUACAUAAACACGUCAACGUUCACGCUAGAAAGAGACGAAGUGGGCGAGGUCGUGAUGGAAGAUGGGCGCAGUCGCUGCCCCUUUAAUCCAGAGUACAAGUCCACUGCCAUCAUCGUUGAUGGUGAAUUGUACACUGGGACUGUCAGCAACUUCCAAGGGAACGAACCAGUCAUUUACAAGAGUCUGGGUCAGGGAACGGCACUGAAGACUGAAAACUCUUUGAAAUGGCUGCAAGAUCCCAACUUUGUGGGGUCAGCUUACAUCGAGGAGAGCCAGCCAGCGGGCAACCCUGUGGGUGACGACGACAAAAUUUACUUCUUCUUCAGCGAGGCGGGCAAAGAAUUCGACUUCUUUGACAACACCAUUGUGUCGAGGAUCGCUCGCGUGUGUAAGGGUGAUAAGGGGGGCGAGAGGGUGCUGCAGAAGAAAUGGACCACAUUCCUGAAGGCCCAGCUCCUGUGCUCCCUCCCCGACGACGGCUUCCCCUUCAACAUCAUCCAGGACAUGUUCGUCCUGAAGCCUGUUGGUGACAGCUGGGAGAGCACCGUCUUCUACGGCGUCUUCACCUCACAGUGGUAUAAAGGAGCCUCGGGCAGCUCAGCGGUGUGCGCCUUCACCAUGGCUCAAGUGGAGAGAGCGUUCAGCGGGCGCUACCGAGAGGUCAACAGGGAGACACAGCAGUGGUACACAUACAACCAUCCUGUGCCAGAACCACGGCCCGGGGCGUGUGUGACGAACCACGCCAGGCAAAUGGGCAUCCAGUCGUCUUUGCACAUGCCCGAUAAAGUGCUCAACUUUGUCAAGGACCACUUCCUGAUGGACAGCGUGAUCCGCAGCGCCCCCCUGCUGCUGAAACGCAGCGUGCGCUACACGCAGAUCGCCGUGCACAAGAUCCAGGGCAUGGAGAGGGCUUACGACGUGCUCUUCAUUGGAACAGAUGAUGGAAAGCUCCAUAAGGCCAUCAACGCAAACGAUAAGAUGCACAUCAUAGAGGAGCUGAUUCUGUUUCCUGAGCCUCAGCCUGUGCAACACAUCGAACUGGAUCCUCAGAGGGGUCUGUUGUUUGUUUCCUCCUAUUCUGGGCUGGUGGAGGUUCCUGUGGCCAACUGCUCCAACUACGUCAGCUGUGGAGAGUGUGUGUUGUCCAGAGACCCGUACUGCGCCUGGACAGGGCGGCUGUGUCGGGACGUUAGGAUGGCUCCACCUGACAGCCACUGGCAGCAGGAUGUGGAGGAGGCCGACACCUCAGCCAUUUGUAACAAGACGUUCCCCAGCGUCAGAUCUGCCAGACCACCGGCCACUCGUGGCUCCCAUUGCCAGUUAAUUACGAUCCCAGCCAACACGUUCAGGGUCCUCCCCUGUAAGCUGAGAUCCAACCUGGCACAGAGGAGGUGGCGUUACAGUGACAGUGCCAGCCAGUUCGUCUAUGCCACUCCCGAGGGAAACCUGGUCGUGGUGGCUCAGGGCGACAGGAUGGAGACCUACGAGUGCUGGUCAGAGGAGGAGGGAUUUCGUCAGCUGCUGGCUAACUUCUGUGUGAGGGCCGAGCCCCGUCUGGAGAGCACCACUCUAAUUGGUCAUUCUCGCACGCCACACAUUAAGCAGGAGAGCAUCAUCCUGCCUGGCAUGUCUCCCUCUGAGCAAGUCCACACGAAGACGUACUGGAAUGAGCUGAUUGUGGUGUGCGCCCUGCUGGCGUUCUCCCUCGUGGUGUUCUCCUUGUUCAUCAUCUACAGGAACCGCGAUCACAUGAAGUCCAUGCUGAAGCAGGGCGAGUGUCCCAACAUGCAGCAGAAGAAGCCGAGAAUAGUGGGAAAGCCUGCAGAGAGCUUACCGCUCAACGGUAACCCAAUCCCCGUUUCCACCUCAGAUCACAAGGGCUACCAGACGUUAAAUGACAACUACAUCUGCAGCACGCCCACACACGAGUCCUCACCAGAUAACAGCAAGAGCUUCUCUGAAUCCUCCGACCGGCGGCCGCUCAACCUGAAGGAGAGCCACGUGGAAUACUCCCCGACCUGCCCUCGGCCCAGAGUGAGGCUCGGCUCAGAGAUAAAAGACUCUAUCGUAUGAGAGCACAGUACAAGCUAAAAGAUGCCGCCCUGUAUCUCCGCAAAAGAUUCGGGCCACUGAGCGAAGGAGAGGAGAUGCUGACAUCCUCCAACAUCACAGCACAUCUUUUUAUUUUAGCCAUCUUUGUUCUGUGAUAAUGCGCGGAGGUCAUUUCUUUUAAUCAUUUCCACUCCAGAAUCCAGAGAUCAGUCUGGUUUCCCGCACGAGGCCAGAGAAGGAAGCAGCGCAACAAUCCGGUUUCAACCAGGAUCACUAAACGUGGCAGCUGCUAAGAAUAGUUCAAAUAACAGUCUUUAUUUUUAGUCCAUGUCAUGGCCACUAACAGCGUGUGUGCGAGAGUAGGGCUGGGCAAUAUUAGGGAAGACAUAACGAAACAAACUCUUCUCCAAAUCAAUAUUUAUCACAAUAUCUCUUUAGAUAAGAUCAUACGAUCCAACAAUAAAUUAUCUAGUUGAUGUCCAUCACAUGUUGUAAUAAAAACAAUAGACAAUAAAUUAUAACUAUAGAUAUGUUGUCCAGUUCUUUAUGAGUAUGUAUAACUGCACACGGCUGCCAUACACACUGUUAUUAUGCCCACUCAAACCACGCUACAGCUACACAGAGACGAAGAGGUCAGGUUCAGGAGAGUAGAGCACAUUCAUUAUGAUCCACACACUAUGGAAGCAAGUCAGACGCACAUUUGUCCCUCUUGAAUAAAUGUCACGACUGUGUGAGGUGAUGAAAGACGAGGCAGACCAGGAGAAAACUACAGCACCUUGGCUAAAAAGAGUCUGUUGGAACAAGGACUUUUAAGAAAGAUCAUCAAAGAAAUGUGAGCAGAUGUGAUGCUCCGGGGCCUAAAAACGGACGUGUACCUCCUGGAUUCAUCUUGAUCAAACGCGGCUUGUCUCACUGAUACAAAACUGCACCAUGGACCAUCGCUGCUCAUGUGAGACAGCCCUGUUCUUCAGUAUUGACCUGCAGGUGCCAACGAUGAGUUAAUAAGAGACACAGAAAAGAGACUUGACAUUUCAAA